This is a messenger RNA of Lathyrus oleraceus (garden pea), 1698 nucleotides long. RefSeq lists its product as uncharacterized. The coding region runs from base 1 to 1698 and encodes 565 amino acids. The record is from RefSeq and is a predicted model, not a curated record. The transcript is spliced from 2 exons. NCBI's taxonomy places the organism in Eukaryota, Viridiplantae, Streptophyta, Magnoliopsida, Fabales, Fabaceae.
AUGGGACGCAUAGCAGAUUUCCUAGGCGCUCCACAGUCUUCUGUUCGACGCGGGCCAAACCAGGUUAUAAUCCAGGGAGAAGAACCAACUAUAGAUCAGGUUCGACCACCAAGGCAAGCGCCUGACGAAAGGGUCAUGGGGGCAAGAUUGGAACAACAGCCAAUUCGACGGGAAGUCCCUGAAGAAAAACCUAGGAGAGUGAUAAUGGUUAAUAGAGACCAGGAUGCAGGCGAAGUAAUUCAUAGGGUCAGGCGGGAAAACAUGGUGGAAAAUGACUUAACUAGUAUGAUAGAGAGAAUCAUGGCCCAGAAUGGUCUGAAUACAGGACUUCGACGGCCAAAUUAUUCCUCUCUUUUAUCAGAAUAUGUCCUACAAACAGAAUUACCAAGGGGUUGUAAAAUCCCUAAGUUCACCAAAUUCUCAAGGGACACUAGUGAAUCCACUAUAGAACACUUAGCCAGAUACAUGACUGGGGCGGGGGACUUGGCGAACAGUGAGAACCUAAGAAUGAAAUAUUUCCCCAGUUCUUUAACAAAGAACGCCUUCACGUGGUUUACAACUUUGCCACCAAAUUCCAUAGAUGCUUGGCCUCAGUUGGAAAGAUUGUUUCAUGAACAACUCUACAUGGGCCAAACUAAUAUAAGUCUUAAGGAAUUAGCCAGUAUUAAAAGAAAAUUCACCGAACCUAUAGAUGAUUAUCUGAAUAGGUUCCAUUUGUUGAAAUCUAGAUGCUUCACAAUAGUGCCUGAACACGAGUUGGUCGAAAUGGCCACUGGAGGUUUAGACUAUUCCAUCAGGAAAAAGUUAGAUACCCAGCAUCUAAGAGAUAUGGCCCAAUUAGUAGACAGGGUUCGACAGGUCGAACGCUUAAAAUAUGAAAAGGCCAGAGCGAAUAAGAAUUAUAAGAAAGAGAGGGUUGCUUAUGUCGAAUUCGAAGACGGGGAGUCUGAAAUCUCUGAUGACCUUUAUGGUCUUGAGGAAUUCGAAGUAGAUUUGGCUGAAUUAAAAGAAGCAACACCUUAUGCCUGCAAAUUACUUACACCUUCGAAUGGCAGGAACCCUAUCGAAACUGAAAAGAAUGAUAGAUUUCCUAAAAAGACUUACACAUUUGAUGUUACCAAAUGUGACGAGAUCUUCGAUUUAUUAGUAAAAGAUGGCCAAAUGAUAGUGCCUCCUAAUACCAAAAUUCCUCCGGAUCUUAUUCAGAAUGCAAUUAGGGAUGGCCACCUCAAGUUCGCUGACAAAGGAAAAAACCAGAUGAAGGUUGACGCUGAUCCCCUCAACAUUGCUGAUACAAAUUAUGCUGAACCUGUCAAAAUCAACAUGAUUGACGUAGGGGAAGUGGAGGAUAUAAAGGCAACAGGAACUGAAGGCUAUGCGCCAGAUGGAAAGCAGGCUACUGAUGGCCUAAAUCACGAUGUUCCCUUUGGAAUCUCUGUCAAAGGUAAACAGGGUGCUAACGUCGAACCAAGGGCCACUAAAGGUCUCAAGGGGAAAGCAACUGAGGCUACUGAGGGCCUAAGGAAGAAAUUCAAGGAAAUUUCAAUCACUGAUGGCGCCAGUCUAGGUGUCAACAUGGUGGAUCUGAAACAACCCCCCCCCCCCCCCCCCAGAAAUGGAGGAAGUGGAGAAAUGGAGGAAGAUGGAGCAAGAGGGGAUGCAGUUUGGCUAUCCCAAAGCCAACGAAAGCCUACGUGA